AUGCGCCCCUUCUCGCCCGCCGCCGCACAUCCCAUCCCACUCGACCACCACGCGCCCGCCGUCGCCUCACCACUCAACCCCUCCAGCACCCGCGCCCCCUCCCACACCACUCCCGCCCCCACCAUGCACCGCGAGCCCCGCGAGAAAAAGGACUCCCUGAAGAAGCGCGAAAGCAGCAACCCCCACACCACCGCCUCCACCGCCCUCGGCAAACGCAAAGCCAACGCGACCCACGCCUAUCCCUCUCCGCAACGCUUCAACGUGCCCCCACCCAAGUCCACCGACUUCGAGCCCCCCAAAGAAGACAUCAUGGUCGCCCACGAACCCACCCCGCUUACCAUGCCCGACGGCAACCGGCAACUCUACAAACCCAUCGAUCUCGCCGAGAACAAGCGGGGAUACCGCUACAGCCGCGCCAUCGCCGACCCCUUGUUUCCGCAUAAACAGUACUACCGCUCCACCUCCCCGCCACCUCACUACGCACGGCUGAGUUUCGAGGACGCGGAUAAGUGGAUGCAUUUCACCACCAACGCACUCAUCACGACGAAUGAAAAGGGGUGGAGGAUGGUGCGCAGCAACGUGUGCGCGAGGGAGGGGACGUUGUAUUAUGAGAUUAAGAUCCACCGGGGUGUUCCUCCCUCCGGUCCAGCAGAUACCACAUCCUCCGAUGCUGCAAACUGCGGUCCACAACCCCACGUCCGUUUCGGCUGGGCACGGCGUGAAGCCCCCCUCGACGCGCCAGUAGGGUUCGACGGGUAUUCCUACGGCAUCACCGACCUCCGCUUCGAACCCAUGCAUCGCAGCCGGCCGAGCAAAUUCUACCACCCCACCCCCAAGAACAAGAAAACAAAAGGCUCCAAACCUCUAUCCGGCGCGGGAACAGCACCCCCACCCAUCCAGCUCGCACCCGAAGACGCCCACGUCAAAGAAGGCGACAUCAUAGGCCUGGAACUGCAACUCCCCUCCCUCACCCUCCACCGCAAGAUCGUAAGCGGCGUCUACAACCCCGCCGUCGAUAUCGGCGACGGCUUCGACCAACCCACACAUACCCUCGAACCGGGUGCGGAGAGUAUGGAUGUCAUCCGCGACCGCAUCCCCGUCGCGUACAAGGGGAAUAGCUACUUCGAGACGCUCGAUCACGUCUCCUCGAAACCGAUGGAGGACCCCGCCUCUCUGCUCAAGACGGCGCCGAACCCCAACCACGAACACCCCUCCCUCCGCACCCUCCCCCACUCCGCCAUGCGGGUGUACAAGAAUGGGAAAUUGGUCGGCACGGCUUUUGAGAAUGUACUCGCGUUCUUACCGCCUGCGAGUGUGCCGAGUAAGACGAUGGGGGCGAGAGAGGGGUUUGAUGAUGGGGUGGUGGGUUAUUUCCCCGCCGUUUCGUGUUUUUGGGGCGGUAUCGCGGAGGUGAAUAUGGGGGAUGGGGUGGGUGGGUUUUGGGCGCCGCCCCCUCAUCUCGCCGUGAGUAGGAGUAGAGAUGCAGCGCGUGACGGGCAACUUGCUACGAAUGGCUGGAACCCUGGUCGCCUGUGCCGGGCGGUGGGGGAACGGUAUAAAGAGCAGAUCGCCGAGGAUGUCGUGUGGGAUGUCAUUGAUGAAGUUGACUUCUUCAUCCAGGACGGCGGGUAUGAGGGCACGGUGGGCUCCGGGGCUGAUAAUGGUGGUGGUAGUAAUGGUGUUGUUAGUACUCGGACUGGGGCGGGGAGGGUUAAGGAGGAGGAGAUGUAG
This is a messenger RNA of Baudoinia panamericana UAMH 10762, 1731 nucleotides long. RefSeq lists its product as uncharacterized. The coding region runs from base 1 to 1731 and encodes 576 amino acids. The record is from RefSeq and is a predicted model, not a curated record. The transcript is spliced from 3 exons. Gene Ontology annotation, cellular component: Set1C/COMPASS complex. Gene Ontology annotation, molecular function: transcription cis-regulatory region binding; protein binding. NCBI's taxonomy places the organism in Eukaryota, Fungi, Ascomycota, Dothideomycetes, Mycosphaerellales, Teratosphaeriaceae.